AUGCCUCUCUCAAUGUCAUCUAUCCCUGACUUAGUUGAAGCGAAGGAUAUCCUUCCUAAGCCACUGAAAGCUUCAAGCGCGAGAGCCUCAGUUUCUCAGACACUUGCUAAUGAUAAAUCGGUUCUCCAUCUCAAAUGGAACAAUCUCGACGAGUUCGUCAAAUGGAAGCUGGAUGAAGAGAAAAGGCUCUCUAUCCAGCUGGUUUCUGGUCUGACUCAUCACAGCGCUCACGCAUAUGCUCAGCAACAUGGAGGGAUCAUCUAUCUUUGUCGCCACAAUGGGGCUGAGAGCAAAGUAUCUUGUCCUUCCUUUUUAUCAGUGCAGCUACCUUCAGAUCGCGGCUCAGUCACUGCCAUUUACAACAAGAAGCAUGUACACACACAAGACGACGCUGAGAAAAGUUUGAAAGGUACAGCCAUCGCGAAGAAUAAGGGUAAAAAGCCUGCCAUCCGUGUUGGAGAAACUUCUAAGCAGGCUGAGGUUCCAUCGGCUUGUGUACCAAUCAACCCUCUUUCUUCCAAAGCGAAAGACCCGUCCGUAAAAUCUAACACCCUCCCGGCGCAUUCGUCGAAUGGUACCCUUGACUGGGAUGAUGUUUUGUGUAAUCAGUACUCGCAUGACAUUAUAAAUUCGAUCGCCAACCUCGAGCUCAAGAAGCAUAUCGACGUCGGGGUGCAAACAGACAAUAUCACAGAUAGAGAUUCUUUACCUUCCAUGAAUAUCCCUCAACAUAAUUGGAACAUCUACGCUCACGCUCCGAAUGGCCACGGAAACACAAUAGUUGAGCAGCUCAACGAAAGGGCUAACUCGUCCCAGACUGGUGCGAAUCAUGCUUUGAACGGAGCAUCUUUGACGGACACUGGACUACCCUUUAAUUCGCUACGUGUGGACGAACAACAUGACCUAGAGACUUCUGCCCAACGAAUGUUGCGCGAGGUGAUAAAUAGUAUGUCGGACACCGCAAUGACUGUGAACAAUCAUCUAAUUGAGUUGAUAUCAACAGAGAACACAAAGCAACCUGUUCUGUAUCCCAACUCGACUACAAAUCAGGAUGCAGCUUCCGGGCCUCAGCCGUUGGGAGAUCAUAAUUCCUCAAGCGUCAUCUGGCCAACUACAACGGCAGACAAACAAGACCCACCUUCUAGACACGAGCCUGAAAAUUCACACGGCACGGUGUCAGAAGUGCGUAAGAGAAAGCAAACCGACGCUAAUGACAAUGUCGAUAAUGUCGUUCAAGAUUCGGAUAAGCGCGCUCGCAGCGGCUGGGGGCUCCCAACGUCCGGGGGUGAGUCUUUUGCAUUCUAUGGCGCCUUGCCGGAGUCGUCUUCGUCGGCACUUGACACUUCGGAUGCUGAAUGGUUUACUCCAGCCCCUGAUGCUGUCAGCGGUGGCCAACCAAUCGAGAACUGGGAUACGUGGUGGCCCGAUGACGUCCUUUCUUGGGGCGAGGCCGAUUGGGAGAAGGCCAUUAAUGCGGCGUAUGAGGGAGGGUUUCUUGCCAGUAAUGUACCUGAAGUCUGA
Messenger RNA from Psilocybe cubensis, 1521 nucleotides. RefSeq lists its product as uncharacterized. Lineage: Eukaryota; Fungi; Basidiomycota; Agaricomycetes; Agaricales; Agrocybaceae. The transcript has 2 exons. The coding region runs from base 1 to 1521 and encodes 506 amino acids. The record is from RefSeq and is a predicted model, not a curated record.